AUGAAAACACUGACUAAAGACAAAAAAAACUUCACCUUAACUCCCUUCAUUUAUCUGUUAUUUUAGGGUUUCAUCAUUAUGACCUCACUGGCAUUUGAUUGACAUAUCUGAAAUAUUUUUCUCACCUGAUAUGGAUAUACAAGAGCUUUAGUAGUUUUUUUUUCUUCCAAACAUACAACCACUGAGCAGACUAUCAGAAGUGAAGUUUUUCUUUUUUUUUCUUUUUUGAGGAACAAGUGUGCAGAAAAAUUGUCACAAUGGCACUGGACACAGAGUUUGGUGUGAAGGGCAGCAGCAUCAUCAGGGAAUGGAGUGGACAGGUCCAGCCUGCUCUGGUUGCCUCCUUUGUUUUCCUCUUCUGUCUGGAAGCAUGUCUGUGGGUCAGGAACCUCAGGCUCAAGAGAAGACUGCCGGGACCCUUCGCCUGGCCCGUGGUGGGCAACGCCAUGCAGCUGGGCCAGAUGCCUCACAUCACCUUCGCCAGGCUAGCCAAAAAAUAUGGCAAUGUGUACCAGAUACGACUAGGCUGCAGUGAUAUUGUGGUUCUCAAUGGAGACAGGGCGAUACGUGAGGCUCUGAUACAGCACAGCACAGAGUUUGCAGGCAGACCAAACUUUGUCUCUUUCCAGAUGAUCUCUGGAGGCAGGAGUUUGACAUUUACUAAUUACGGCAAACAGUGGAAAGCACACAGGAAAAUUGCCCAGUCAAGCCUCAGAGCCUUUUCCUCUGCAAACAGUCAGACCAAAAAAGCCUUUGAGCAACACAUUACAGCUGAGGCCAUGGAACUGGUGCAGGUAUUUUUGCGGCACAGCACUGAUGGACGCUAUUUUGACCCUGCGCAUGAAUUUACAGUAGCUGCUGCUAAUAUCAUGUGUGCUCUCUGCUUCGGUAAGCGAUACGGGCAUGAUGACCUGGAGUUCAGGAACUUGUUAAAAAGACUGAACAAGUUUGGAGAGACAGUAGGGGCAGGUAGUCUGGUAGAUGUCAUGCCCUGGCUUCAAUCCUUCCCCAACCCAGUCCGCAGUGUCUAUGAAAACUUUAAAAACCUCAAUGAGGAGUUUUUUGCCUUUGUGAAAGAUAAAGUGGCACAGCACCGAGAGUCCUUUAGCCCUGAUGUGACCCGGGACAUGAGUGACGCCAUCAUCAAUGUGAUCGAGCAUGGAAGAGACAGCGGGCUGACCAAAGACUUUGUCGAAGCAACAGUGACAGAUCUAAUCGGAGCAGGUCAAGACACAAUAUCAACUGUCAUGCAGUGGAUCGUCCUGCUCCUUGUCAAAUACCCAGACAUACAAGUCAAAAUGCAGCAGCUCAUAGACAAAGUGGUGGGCCCAGACAGAUUGCCAUCAAUUGAGGACAGAAGCAACCUGGCAUAUGUGGACGCCUUCAUCUACGAGACUAUGCGCUUUACCAGCUUCGUCCCCGUCACCAUCCCACACUCCACAACCUCAGACGUCACCAUCGAGGGUCUCAACAUCCCCAAGGACACGGUGGUCUUCAUCAAUCAGUGGUCUGUCAACCAUGACCCUCUGAAGUGGAAGGAUCCCCACAUUUUUGACCCCACACGGUUCCUUGAUGAAAACGGCGCCCUUGAUAAAGACACAAUCAACAGUGUAAUGAUUUUUUCAACAGGUAAAAGACGCUGCAUUGGCAACCAGAUCGCCAAGGUAGAGGUGUUUUUAUUCACAGCAGUGCUGCUGCACCAGUGCAGCUACGAAAGCGACCCCUCUGAGCCCCUCACUCUUGACUGCUCCUACGGGCUCACACUGAAGCCCCUCCGAUUCUGUGUCAGCGCCAAGCUCAGGGGAAAGCUGCUUGGCUUAGUUUCCCCAGCAUGAACAGCAUGUCCUAAUACUGUGACUCAAGGCCAGCAAACACUUUUUCACCGAUGACAUUUAACAGUGAGUAUCAGCAUACCUGCACUAAAUCCUUUUGUAAGAUUCCAUAUUUAAUAAUGAUAUUUAAUGGAAACUUUAACAUGGUCUAUAUUUGAAUUAUUGUUGGUGCAGGGCUGAGAAUAUGAUUUCAAAGAUGUAUCAUUCGCUGCAGGUAGAAUUCAAGCUUGUGGACUGUUGGGAUCAGUGCAAAAAUUAUUACAUUUCUGUUCCACAAAAUAUUCUAUACUUGAUCAGAUUUUGUACAUAAUUGUUUAAUUCUGAGUUUUGUGCUUGUUUUACAUCCACUGUUGAGCAUGUACAUGUAUGAUGUCGAGGAAUUAGCUGCAUCCCUUAAAUGUCAGUUUAAACUAAUAGAACUAUAUGAAAUGCUUGUGAAUGUUAUCAAGUCACUUGAUGACUUAUGGUUCAAAAUGUUAUAUGUAAGAAUAUAUUUAACCUUUGCCACAUAAAGCAGUUACAGAAUAUUUUUUUAUUAUUAUUUCAUAUUUCGGGUAUGACAAUAAACGUAAUGAAGUUUAAUGUAUUUCACUAUCUACUGUACUCCAAGCAUAUGAACACAUUAAACCAAGAGUGCUGAUCAAAGGAGGGAAAAAGGCUGGCAUAUUUGUGACGGUGGAAGCCUUUCACCCAGGAGCAUCAAUCACAGUCUAAAGGACGAAGAAGAGACUUUGCUGUGGACCGUGAACACUUCACAAACUUCAUGUAUUCAGGGUUCACUUUUACUGUACAAGCACUGCAGCUACCCCGUGCCAAACCCAAGUCUCACCAAUUCAAAGAAAACAAGUGCAGUAUUUUAAUUUUUUUCACUCAUGAGGCAUUCUCAAAAAUAUGUUUGUUUACAAGGUAACGUUUUCAAAGCUACAUGGAUGUCACUGCACACUCUUUAAGCUUCUGUAUUCAGGAAUUGAUGUUAUAAUGGCCAAGGGAUGUGUUUCCAUGUCUGUGUCAUGGCAACAGUUCAAAACUCAGUGGGCCUUGAAUGUUAAGGCAUUUGUCUAAAAGGGUAUUUUGUAUCAGUGUGUUGGCAUUAUAUGAUGGAAAAAUAAGCUAUAUCUGAAAUGAAUAAAGUAAA
Molecule: messenger RNA, 2967 nt
Organism: Seriola dumerili (greater amberjack)
Lineage: Eukaryota; Metazoa; Chordata; Actinopteri; Carangiformes; Carangidae
Product: cytochrome P450 1B1-like
Exons: 2
Coding region: 258-1835 (525 amino acids)
Biological process (GO): hormone biosynthetic process; progesterone metabolic process
Molecular function (GO): heme binding; iron ion binding; steroid 17-alpha-monooxygenase activity
Source: RefSeq, a predicted model, not a curated record